UGGAUGGUAGAUGCGUAGACCGGUGCUGUCAAAGGAAAAAUGCUGGCCGAUUGCCUUUUAAUCGUUUUCAUAUCUCUGUGUACAGCAUCUCUAGGAGAGGGAUUGACAUGGCUGCUGGUGUACAGAACAGACAAAUACAAGAAGCUCAAGGCAGAGGUGGAGAAGCAAAGCAAGAAAUUGGAAAAGAAAAAGGAAGUUGGUGAGGCAACAGAUCGUAGUCAAAAGAAAAAAUUAGAGAGGCAAGAAGAAAAGCUGAAAAACAACAACAGAGAUUUAUCAUUUGUGAAAAUGAAGUCCAUGUUUGCGAUAGGUUUUGCUUUCACAGCUUUACUUAGUAUGUUCAAUUCCAUAUUUGAUGGCAGAGUGGUGGCCAAGUUGCCAUUUACACCAAUCUCCUUGCUACAGGGGAUAUCUCACAGGAACCUUGGUGGGGACGACUACACUCAUUGUUCAUUCAUUUUCCUCUACAUCCUGUGUACCAUGUCUGUAAGACAGAACAUCCAGAAGGUCCUUGGACUAGCUCCAUCGCGUGCUGCCAGUAAGCAGGCAGGAGGGUUAUUUGGUCCUCCUCCGCAACUCUCAAAGUGAUGAAGAUAAUGUAUAUUCCAUGUUAUUUCUAUUGGCAGACAAAUCUCAAGACUUUCACUAGAAUAGUGAAUAUAUCUAAAUCGUGAAAUUUUAUUUGUCCGAUCCCUAUAUCAAGAUAUUAUGCCAUAAAUCAACAUUAUUUAGUAUAUAUAUGUUCUAUUAAAUAUUUGUUGGUUACUGUAUGAAUGAUUACUGAAUGAGAUAUGUGUUUGCAUGUAUUAACUGGACUGAAUCUGAAUAAUAUGUUUCUACUUUAAUGACAUAUACAGGAUACUGUAAACAAUAGAUUUGGUAUGUACAUUAAUGUAUAAGUGUGUUAUUGAGGAGGAUGGAUAAAGAAAUAAAUUAUAUUGUAUUGUCA
Ylistrum balloti is the source of this 949-nucleotide messenger RNA. RefSeq names its product calcium load-activated calcium channel-like. Gene Ontology annotation, molecular function: calcium channel activity. Lineage: Eukaryota; Metazoa; Mollusca; Bivalvia; Pectinida; Pectinidae. Gene Ontology annotation, biological process: endoplasmic reticulum calcium ion homeostasis. The transcript has 7 exons. The coding region runs from base 40 to 588 and encodes 182 amino acids. Gene Ontology annotation, cellular component: cytoplasm; endoplasmic reticulum membrane; endoplasmic reticulum. The record is from RefSeq and is a predicted model, not a curated record.